AUUCAGAAUACUCGAAGUAUACAUGUCCUCAUUUGUGAAGUGGUACAUGGUAUCUGGACAUAUGAUAUAGAUACAAAUGUUAUUUUAACAGAAACUGUUAUUGGAAUUCUUACGAGGAAUUUAAACACAUGGAAGCUUAAAAUGGAACUCGUUUUACUUGCGGCUUUAUCGGUUUGGAUAUUAAAACCUUUUACUUACUGUUGAUCUUAAGGUAUUCCUACACAAAGGAAAGAGUCAAAUGGUACCGAUCUAACUACUUUCGUCGUGAGAAGGUUCGCGUUUUUACUCCGUCGAUGAACCCGUAUUACUACACAGCAAGCCAUCCGUGUAUUUUAUCCGGUCAACAAGAUCACUAGUAAAAUAAUUGACGUAUGUUGUUGAUACAGUGAAUUAAAGUAUUUGCAAUUGGAAAAGACCGGGUAAUUUAUUUACCAGCUUUUAUUUGAAGACGUUUCUCACAUACUUACUGUUAUAUCAAUAGAAUCAAGAGAAGGACGAGGCGCUAUAUAUUGUGUAGUACAUUGUACAACUGAAGAGAGCAAAGCACCAUGUUACCUUAUCGGUAAACAGCACCACAGAAGGACUCCAAUUCGUCACAUACAAUUUAAUGUGUAGCAUGAUUAGAGUUACUGAUUCUGUAAGUUUUGUUUAUCUAACAAAAUGACUCUCAUGUCAAAGAGUGUUAAUGUUGUUAAUGUCAUAGUGCUGACGUUGCUGGCCGUGACGUCAUUAGUUCGGGGGUCGACUCUGUCCGACGUGACAAAGCUACAGACGGAUCUGCUAAUAGGCUAUAAUAAGUAUUUACGGCCUGCCGAGGACACUUAUCAACCAGUCUAUGUCAACAUCACAUUUUUUCUCGUUGGAAUAAGAGAUUUCGAUGAAGUGACUGGUAAAUUUGCCGUGACUUCUUUUAUGUCUGUCACGUGGACCGACAGUCGUAUGACAUGGAACCCCACAGCCUACAACCACACAUAUUAUCUUCCCUUUUUUGGGAAUCAAGUUUGGAAACCAAAUAUCAUCCUGGUUAACCCAUUUAAUUCCGUAAGUAAAGUUGGUGAGGAUUUCAUGGAGAUCCGAUACAUGUUCAAUGGUGCUGCUUACUGGUCACCUGGUGAUGUGAUGAGUAGCGCGUGCGACAUUGACGUGACGUAUUACCCUUUUGACACACAGAAAUGUAUUUUGCGUAUAAUGCCAUGGGGAUCCCCAAGCUCGGAAAUGGUGUUUCUCGCUACUACUGAAAAGGCUGAUCUCGCGUUCUAUGCUUCCCAUGGUACCUGGGAUUUGUUAGCAGCUAGAACUGAAUCCGUGAUCUCGGGUGGGUUGUCUUAUUACAACGUGGAAAUAACAAUGAAAAGACGACCUUUGUUUUUCGUCGUAAACAUCGUUUUGCCUAUUCUGUUCAUGGCCUUUUUGAAUUCCCUUGUCUUCAUUUUACCAGUCGAAAGUGGCGAGCGCGUAUCUUAUGCCAUCACAGUUUUGCUUGCAAUAGCAGUUUUCUUGACGUUAGUCGGGGAUAACUUGCCAAAGACGUCUCAGCCAAUGUCAAUCUUAUGCUACUUCCUCUUGAGUGAUCUUAUAAUGAGUUCGGUCGUGUCUAUUGUUACCAUUCUAGGAUUACGGAUCUACUAUAUCGACGAUCGACCUGUUCCAAUGUGGCUUUGUCGCGUGGUCGUCUGCCUCAGCUGCGGAUCUAACCGAAAACGAAAUUCGACGGAACGUGUCACACCGUCCCCAGAUACAUUGUCCUCUCCUCACCUCAGGUUUGAUGACGUAGAGGAAAAGAAACCUCCUCCAAGCAGGAAAAUUGUCACUGGGAGGCGACAGAUUACUACAGUAAUGAACGUGAAGGCUCGGAACACAGAUAUAAGUAUAUUUGAUGAAAAACCGGAAGUACAUCCAUUACCAGUCGAAGAGCAACCUCACGUGACAUGGAGACACGUAAAUCACGCCCUCGACAAAAUCACAUUUGUGUCUUGUAUGAUCUGGAUGGUUGUAAUGUGUCUUGCUUUUUUCAUUACAGUUUCAAAUGCAUGAUAGUGGUACAUUAGGAAUACUCUACCGGUAGGGCAAAGUUUCUGAAGAAACCACAAUAUAAAUAACUUUUGUUUGAUUUUUUAUAUAACGAUGGAUCCUCCUGCAACAGUAAUAUUUCUUAGGAAUAAUAAUUUACAAACAGGGAAAUAUCAAGUCAUUUUCUGUUUAUGGUGAAAUGUUUCAAAAAAACUCAAGGGUUGAAAGAUGAAAUAAAUACCCUUUUGUAAUUUGACGUCUACUAGGCAUAGUAAUCGCAGGCGUGAACAUUCUGUGCAUACGUAUGGAUUUUGAAGAUUGAAUCAUGAAUCAAUCACAGUUCUUAAACUUAUGUAAACUUAUGUAAACUUAUGUCUUCAAGACAUAAACAUUACAAAUUUCAAGGGACAAAAUAGCAAUAGUCAAUCAUACAUAUAUGAUACCCAAUGGUUGAGACAACAUAAUGGUUUUAGUAUGAACUAACAAUAGAUGGUUGUAUAUGUAUAUAUUAUAACUAGUAAUACGUUAUUGUCGUGCAGUCAGUGACAAUACUCAGAUAACCAGUACGUAUAAUGUGUGGAAUAUAUAAGAUGUAAACGUCAUUUUUUUUUACAAAAUUCUAAAGAAAGAUAUAUCAACUUAAUUAUAUAAAUCCCGCUUGUUGGCCCAGAUGGUAGCGCGCAAGGGGUCUAUCUGCGGGAGGAAACCGGAGUACCUACAGGGUCGGGCAGAUGACUCCAUAUCUUUUCACGUCCGAUCAAGGAAUCGAACCCCGGCCGCAUAGGUAAAAAACAAGUGUGUUGCCACUGUGCCAACCACCAUUAGAUAUAUAUUAGUAUACGACUACAGAUUGUAGUUUGUAAACAACCGUAUUCCUUCUCAUUGUUGUAUACCAGGUAUUUGAUAUAAAGUACUCUGAACAAGCUUUUUUCAUACUAACUUGAUCAUAUUGAAGAGCAGGUAACAGUGUUCAUUCAAUUCCAAUUAUAGGCAUAAUGACCAUGUGCAACAAAAACUUUGUUGAUCGUGUCGAUCGGAAAUGCCCUGAAGAAUUUGAUAUCAGGGACACAACAGACUCUUUAACAUCAGUCACUUACCUCUAUCUUUACUAACGAAGUAGCAGGGGCAGCUUGUAACUAUGCCGUAUGAUAAGGGUGAUGGUUUCAAUUUCAAACGUUAAUUUUCCAUUUCUAGAUAGUAACAUACUUGCAUUCUCUAUCUACGGAGUUAACAUGUUGCUAUUGGUUCGAUAUUCAAGGGCUUGUUACCAUUGCCACAAUUUCUUAGAGAUAUAUCGACAACUGACAGGAAAUUAACAACAUAAGCGUAAGGCUUCGAGAGCCACACGUUGAUGUAGACCACGGAAAAGUUAAAUGGUUGCUUUCAUGAUCCCAUUUGGAAAGGUUCUUAUUCCUUAUACGUUAAGAAGUCAAACGUGUUUGAUCCUUUUUGAUAUGCCUAGUAGCUCCGUUGUCGCCACCCUAACUCGUAUUUGUUAUUGUGACUUAACCCUUAUUUGACCUUUGACCCUUCCAGAGCACCUGGUCUUAUCCUUGACCUUUGUCAGGAGUUUUCAUGUAAAUCUAUGUUUUUAUUUUUGCAUCAUUUAACCGAUUUUGAGUUUGAAUAAUGAUUUAGAUAUUAUAUCGGUAAUUUUUGUUUUACAGAAAGUGCAUUUUUAGCGGUAUUAUAUUUUAGCGUUGUUUUGCGCGCUGAAAGUACUCCACUAAAGAAUGAUUGCCCUAAGUGCAGUAUAUUGCUUUCAAAGGCGCGCCACUUCAAUAUUGUGCUAAUCUGGUUAAAUACGGUAAUGAACUAAAAUUAAAGAUAAGUACAUGUUUAUUAUUAUUUACCACGAAUAUAUUUUCAUUUUGAAUUUUCUAUUUUUAGCAUCGCACAAUAGAAAGUUUAUGCUUGGCAAAGAAAAGGAAAGACUAGAUGUAGAAGCGAUUUAUGUCUUUCUGUUUCAAGCAAAAAGGAACAUUAUAAUAUACAUUAUUAAUUAACUUAUUGCAUAUUGGUAAAAAUAUGAAAAAACGGCCCAAUCAAUAUCACUGGAAAACUUGGCCAAUAUGGGCAAAUCUGAGCCAAUAUCAUAUUGGCCCAGUUUUCUCGUAUUGGCUCAGUUUUUCGAUAGCAUCCAGUAGUACAGUAUCAAUUGCAAAUUCUGAACAGGGUUAUCUGCCCUUUUCUCUCUCUUAUCUGGUGCAAACACUUAUGCCGCCACGGAAACAAAUGAAAUAUUCCCAUCAGUCUAGAUCUCUAUCCAGCUCUCAAGAAUAAAUUAAAUUAAUUGAACUGACUCAUUAUAAUGAUUCUUGUUAGAAUGUUUUUAUUGAAUUAAUUGUUGUCAUUAAAUUUGUUGAACUGAUUAUUACAUGUAUUGUUGUCAUUAAAUGUUAUUUGGCAAAAAUAUGCGUUUUUUCAUAUUUUUACCAAUAUGCAAGUAGUUAAUUAAUAAAAGAGUCAUUAAUUAGCCAAUUCCAUAUUGGCCCUGUUAUUAGGCCUCGGUCUGUCAAAUUGGCCCACGGCCUGCGGCCUCGGGCCAGUAUGACAGACCUUGGCCUAAUAAUCAGCCCAAUAUGGAAUUGGCUGAUUAAUAACCCUAUAUUAUUAAACAUAUAUUAGGUUAUUCUUGUCAUUGUGUAUUUAUCUAUUUAUCGACAAUGUCCAUACCAAUACAGGACAAAGAAAAUACCUUUUGAUUUUAGCAUAUACAAUAUGUACAUUAUAGCCCACACCUUUGUUUAUUUCCUUUUAAAAAAUCACAGUGUUAAGCUUAUCUGUAUGAAAUCAUUACAAAUAUAUUUUUCUGGCUUGUUGUCAUUUUACUUUAAUCAUAUUAUUUUAUCCUGCUUGAUCUGGUACAUGUAGCUGGUACCGGGAUGCUUGUAGGAUUAUUCCUAUAUGUUAUAAGAUAUCUAUGUUCAAUAAAGCAUUAUCACUAUUUC
Molecule: messenger RNA, 4961 nt
Organism: Pecten maximus
Lineage: Eukaryota; Metazoa; Mollusca; Bivalvia; Pectinida; Pectinidae
Product: neuronal acetylcholine receptor subunit alpha-7-like
Exons: 1
Coding region: 661-2034 (457 amino acids)
Biological process (GO): chemical synaptic transmission; signal transduction; regulation of membrane potential
Cellular component (GO): membrane; synapse; neuron projection
Molecular function (GO): neurotransmitter receptor activity; extracellular ligand-gated monoatomic ion channel activity; transmembrane signaling receptor activity
Source: RefSeq, a predicted model, not a curated record